Molecule: messenger RNA, 6658 nt
Organism: Oryzias melastigma (Indian medaka)
Lineage: Eukaryota; Metazoa; Chordata; Actinopteri; Beloniformes; Adrianichthyidae
Gene: pikfyve
Product: phosphoinositide kinase, FYVE finger containing
Exons: 44
Coding region: 249-6509 (2086 amino acids)
Biological process (GO): intracellular signal transduction; phosphatidylinositol metabolic process
Molecular function (GO): 1-phosphatidylinositol-3-phosphate 5-kinase activity; metal ion binding; ATP binding
Source: RefSeq, a predicted model, not a curated record
CUGUCCAGUUUUUCUUAUAUACAGUCUAUAAGUAGUCCGUGUCAAACAGAUUGAGGAUUCGGAGAUCUGCUGCUGAUGUCUUGUCGCUCAGAUCGGAGUUCGAUUGGUCGGGCCUGCCCCUUUCGUCACGUGAGCUCUUCCGUGUAGCUCUUCCAGAUGUUUUCCAGCUACCUCCUCCUCCAGUGGCCGCGCUGUCCGCAGGGAUGUAGACACCAGAACCUGCAGUGAUCAGGCGCCGCAGCAGUGACAUGGCUGCCGAUGACAAGUCCUCUUCAUCAACAGAGUUCAGCACCGAGCCGGCUGUCAUCUCCCCCGCCAGCCCCUCCCACCUGACCCACUUUAAACCCCUGACCCCGGAGCAGGAUGAGCCCCCGCUGCGCUCCGCCUACAGCUCCUUCGUCAACCUGUUUCGUUUCAACAACAAAGAUGAGGGCCGUCGUCCCUCCACAGCUUCAGAGAAGUCAGAUGCUCCGCCUCCUUCUAAUCAGCCAGAAAGGCGGAGCUCUUCCUCCAGCCCCUCCCUCCCGCUCCAUGGCUCCAGAGCACAUGGGAAGCAGCACCGUGAGCACCUCCGCCGCUCCUCCACGGCCUCUGACGGCAACAGGAAGCCUGAUGCUGCUCUGAGUGGUCACGACCCCCGCACCGCUGUCCAGCUGCGCACCGCCCUGAAGAGGCUGAAGGAGAUCAUGGAGGGGAAGAGCCAGGACAGCGAUCUCAAGCAGUACUGGAUGCCAGACAGCCAGUGUAAGGAGUGCUAUGACUGCAACGAGAAGUUCACCACCUUCCGCCGCAGACACCACUGCAGGCUGUGCGGGCAGAUCUUCUGCAGCCGCUGCUGCAACCAGGAGAUCCCCGGAAAGUUCAUGGGAUACACGGGAGACCUGCGAGCGUGCACGUACUGUCGUAAACUGGCACUCAGCUACGCUCACUCGGCCGAGUCCGGUGUGAUCGGUGAAGACCUGAGCGUCCUGCCGGACUCCGCCUGCUCCGUGUCCGUGCUGGAGCCCAGUGAGCCGCGCACACCUGUGGGGGGACGCAAGGCAAGCAGGAAUAUUUUCCUGGAGGAAGACUUGACCUGGCAGAGAAAAACUCCUAUUGGGAUGAGAAAAAACAUGAUCCACCAGGAGCCUCAGAACGGCGGCCUCACCGCAAGGCUCUCAGCGCUGCCAGAAGACGUGGGGAAGUCGCCUGCAAGAAAGAGGUCUGCCAGCGUAACCAACCUGUCGCUGGACCGUUCCGGAUCUUCUCUGGUUCCGUCCUACGACAGUUCAGUGAGCCCACCCACAAGCCGAGCCAUGUCUGGGACCAAGAGCGGCACCAAGCUGGACCACAGCGAGGAGGAGAGGAAGAUCCUCCUGGACUCCUCUCAGCUGAAGGACCUGUGGAAGAAGAUCUGCCAUAAUAACACAGGGAUGGAGUUUCAGGACCACAGGUACUGGCUGAGGACCUACCCCAACUGCAUUGUGGGAAAGGAGCUUGUCAACUGGCUGCUGAGGAAUGGCACCAUCUCCACCAGGGCUCAGGCUAUUGCCAUUGGCCAGGCGCUGGUGGACGGCCGCUGGCUGGACUGUGUCACUCAUCACGACCAGCUCUUCAGGGACGAGUAUGCCCUGUACCGCCCUCUCCAGAGCACAGAGUUCUCAGAAACGCCAUCACCAGACAGCGACAGCGUCAAUUCCCUGGAGGGACACUCAGAGCCGUCCUGGUUCAAGGACAUCAAGUUUGAUGAUAGUGACACAGAGCAGCUCGCAGAGGAGAAUGAGUACACCGUCCCAAACUCUGCCAGCCCCAGCAAAAGAACUUCAGUCAGCAGCUUCCACUCGGCGGUGGACAGCGACUCAGCGGCCUCUAUCAACCUGAACAUGGAGCAGAACAAUGUCAACUUUCACAUCAAGAAGCAGUCCAAGUACCCCCACGUCCCACCUGCCACCGAGCACAGAGCAGAGUUCCAUGUGUCUGAAGAUGGAGGUCAGAACAUCUUGAUCAGUGACGCUUUCAUCAAGGAGUCUCUGUUUAACCGGCGUGUGGAGGAGAAGGCCAAAGACAUGCUGUUCACGCCGCUGGGCUGGCACCACAGCUCUCUGGACCAGCUCAGAGAGGAGAACGGGGAGAAGAAGGCCAUGGAGAGGCUGCUCUCAGCCAACCACAGCCACAUGAUGGCGCUGCUGCAGCAGCUGCUCUACAGCGAGUCCCUGUCUCUGUCGUGGAGGGACAUCAUCGUACCUGUGGUGCGACAGGUGGUUCAGACCGUCCGGCCUGACAUCCGUAACUGUGACGACGACAUGGACAUCCGACAGCUGGUCCACAUUAAGAAGAUUCCUGGAGGCAGAAAGUUUGACUCCAUGAUGGUGAACGGCUUCAUGUGCACCAAGAACAUCGCCCACAAGAAGAUGAACUCCUACAUCAAGAAUCCCAAGAUCCUGCUGCUGCGCUGCUCCAUAGAGUACCUGUACAGGGAGGAGACCAAGUUCACCUGCAUCGACCCCAUUGUGCUGCAGGAGCGGGAGUUUCUGAAGAACUACGUCCAGCGCAUCGUGGAUGUCCGACCAAACCUGGUUCUGGUGGAGAAGACGGUGUCCCGCAUAGCUCAGGAGAUGCUGAUGGAACACGGCAUCACUCUGGUCAUCAACGUUAAAGAGCAAGUCCUAAACAGGGUGGGCCGUAUGACCCAGGGGGACCUGGUGAUGUCCAUGGACCAGCUCCUCACCAAGCCUCGUCUGGGAACCUGCCACAAAUUCUACAUGCAGCCCUUCACGCUGCCCAACGGUGAGCUGAAGACGUUGAUGUUCUUCGAGGGCUGCCCGCCUCACCUGGGCUGCUCCAUCAAGCUGCGAGGUGCAUCGGAGUAUGAGCUGGCAAGGGUGAAGGAGAUCAUCAAGCUGAUGGUGUGUGUUGCGUACCACUCUCAGCUGGAGAUUUCCUUCCUCAUGGAUGAGUUUGCAAUGCCCCCCAGCUUGCCCCAGAGCAGCUCCUUCCCUUGCUUGCUGGGUGGGGGAGCUGCAGAGGAGGAGAUGGGCGGAGGCAGCCAGGAGAGCACCGUGCUGAGUGAAGACUCUGCAGCAGAAGGGCAUCCUGAGGACAUAGCCAGUCCUCCAGAGUCUUCAUCAAAAAUGGAUCAAAUGGACGUUUUCAAAGAUAAACGGAGUCGGGACGCAGCCCCCCCACCUGUCCAAGAGGGGGCGCCCAAUGCAGAGACAAGGACCUCCUCCCCAGUGUCCAACUCCCCCGCUCUGCCUCCGUUCCUCAUGGAAGAGGACCAGGAGAUGGACUCGGACACUCUGAUCGGGGGGACAGGGGGGGAGGGCAGCCAGCUGAGGGAGGGGUCUCCUGGUUUGGAGGAGAGGGAGCACACAGACACCCCCAAGCUGUUCCGGGACCCGCUGCAGGACGACACGGGGAUGUUUGUGGCCGAGCAGGUGUCCUCAUCCGAUGACCAGCUGAAGUCCAUCUCUGCUGCCUUCAAACAGGAGCUGAAGGACAUCAUCCUGUGUAUCUCGCCCUUCAUCACCUUCAGGGAGCCCUUUCUGCUCACUGCCGAGGGCAUGCACUGCCCCAGCAGGGACUACUUCCCCGAGCAGGUGUACCUGUCUCCUCUCCUCAACAAGGACCUGAAAGAGCUAGACGGGCGCAGAAAGCGGCAGAUGCUCAAAGACUCGGGGCCCUCCAGCCUGGGGGGGGCACAAGCAGCUGCUAGCGGGCCCUCGAGACCCAUAGAGUUCCUGCCCUGCCACAGUCUCACCAAGACCCGCAUCGUGGAGCACCUGGGCAGCAGCAAGGACCUGGCCAGGAUGCUGGCAGACUACAGGGCCAGCGGAGGUCGGAUCCGGCAGAAAGAAGCUCUAGAUCCCUUUGGUUCUGCCGGUCCCAGAGCCACCCCCAAGCUGCCAGGGAAAGCCGACAGUGAGGAGGACAAGCAGAACAAGCCAAGUGACCCCAGCUGGACUUCAAAGCUGGACUGUCUGAACCCCAUCAACCAUCAGCGGCUGUGCGUGCUGUUCAGCAGCUCAUCGGUCCAGUCCAACAACGCACCCAACCACUGCGUCAGCCCCUGGAUUGUGAUGAUGGAGUUCUACGGAAAGAACGACCUGUCUCUGGGGGUUUUCUUGGAGCGCUACUGCUUCAGGCCAUCGUACCCGUGUCCCAGCCCCUUCUGUGAGACUCCCAUGGUGCACCACAUCCGCCGGUUCGUGCACGGCAGUGGCUGCGUGCAGAUUGUGCUAAAGGAACUGGACUCCCCUGUGCCUGGAUAUCAGCACACCAUUCUCAACUACUCAUGGUGUCGCAUCUGCAAGCAGGUGACUCCAGUGGUGCCGCUGUCCAACGACUCUUGGUCCAUGUCUUUUGCCAAAUACCUGGAGCUUCGCUUCUACGGCCACCAGUACACCAGACGGGCCAACGCAGAGCCCUGUGGACACUCCAUUCACAAAGACUACCACCAGUACUUCUCCUACAACCAGAUGGUGGCUUCCUUCAGCUACACACCUGUCAGGCUGCUGGAGAUCUGUCUUCCUCGACCCAAGAUCUUCAUCAAGAACCUGGGGCCCUCUAAAACCAGCCUGCAGCAGGACUUGAAGGACUUCUCUCAGAAAGUGUCUCAGGUGUACCUUGCCAUCGACGACCGCCUUACCUCCCUGAAGACGGACACGUUCAGUAAGACACGGGAGGAGAAGAUGGAGGAUCUGUUUGCUCAGAAGGAUAUGGAGGAGGCGGAGCUUCGCAGCUGGAUUGAAAAGCUUCAGGUGCGACUGCAGUCCUGCGGCCUGGACUCUCCUCAUCAGCUGCAGGCUGUCCUGGAGUCUCUGGUGGUGAAGAAGCAGAGUCUGUGUGAGAUGCUGCAGUCGUGGAACAGCAGACUUCAGGACCUGUUCCAGCAGGAGAAGGGCAGGAAGCGUCUGUCUGUCCCCCCGAGUCCAGGCAGGCACAGACCGGCCACCACUGAGGACAUGAAGAGCGCCCUGGACUCCUCACCGCGAAACCCAUCUCCUGUGGUUCAGAACGGAGACAAAGAGGACCGUCCCCUCUCAGCGAUGCCCUCCACUGCCUCCCUGCAGCAGGCUGUGGGGGAGUCCGGCGGCGACCCGGCCGCUCCCGGACCCGCCACCAUGGAGCAGGACUCCCUCAGCAUCCCUGAAGAUGUGUUUGACGGACACCUGCUGGGCUCCACUGAUAGCCAGGUGAAGGAAAAAUCCACCAUGAAGGCCAUCUUGGCCAACUUUCUGCCCGGCAACAGCUUCAGCCCCAUCCCGGUUCCAUUGUCCUGUGGCUGCAAAAAAAGCCCACACCAUCAGCCCCCCAGCGCCGUGCCUAGCAGCUGCGAUCCGGACAAACACUACCUGAUGCACGAACACGAGCGCGUGCCUAUCGCCGUGUGUGAGAGAGAGCCCAGCUCCAUCAUCGCUUUUGCCCUCAGCUGCAAAGAGUACAAGACUGCUCUGGAUGAUCUGUCCAAGACGUCAAAGGCAGGAGGAGAGGAAUCUACAGCAGCUGGAAGCGCCGCAGACGUCCGGCUGAGGAGCAGCCCCGCCAGGCCCAGCGAGUCUUCGUCUGCCCUGCAGAGCCGCAGCAGCGCUGACGCCGAUCCGCUCAAGGACACGGACGCUGCUGACAAACAGAAGAAGCACAGCCUGAACCCACACGUGGAGCUGCAGUUCUCUGACGCCAACGCCAAGUUCUACUGUCGGAUCUACUACGCCGAGGACUUCCACAAGAUGCGCGAGGAGAUCAUGGAGAGCAGCGAGGAGGACUUUGUCCGCUCGCUGUCGCACUGCGUGAACUGGCAGGCGCGGGGGGGGAAGUCUGGAGCUGUGUUCUACGCCACGGAAGACGACCGCUUCAUCCUCAAGCAGAUGCCCAGACUGGAGGUCCAGUCCUUCCUGGACUUCGCCCCGCACUACUUCACCUACAUCACGGGGGCUGUGCAACAGAAGCGGCCAACGGCUCUCGCCAAGAUCCUUGGAGUUUACAGGAUCGGCUACAAGAAUUCCCAAAACAACACGGAGAAGAAGCUGGACCUGCUGGUCAUGGAGAACCUCUUCUAUGGCCGCAAGAUGUCUCAGGUGUUCGACCUGAAGGGCUCGCUCAGGAACCGGAACGUGAAGACGGACUCGGGGAAGGAGAGCUGUGAGGUGGUCCUGCUGGACGAGAACCUGCUGAAGCUGAUCCACGACAACCCCCUCUACAUCCGCUCACACUGCAAGGCCAUCCUGCGGGCUGCCAUUCACAGCGACGCCUACUUUCUGUCCAGUCACCUCAUCAUCGACUACUCCCUGCUGGUGGGGCGGGACGAUGCCACUGACCAGCUGGUGGUGGGAAUCAUAGAUUACAUCCGGACGUUCACCUGGGACAAGAGACUGGAGAUGGUUGUCAAAUCCACAGGAAUCCUGGGGGGUCAAGGGAAGAUGCCCACCGUGGUUUCCCCAGAACUGUACCGGGCCCGCUUCUGCGAGGCCAUGGACAAAUACUUCCUGAUGGUACCGGACCACUGGACCGCACUAGGAACCAACUGCUGACUGCAGAAUCCUGACAGUGAGGGCUGGGCUGCCACGCCAGCAUUCUGACCCAGAAGAGGUUCUGUUUGGUUCCUGGGCGGAGCCUCACAAGUAGUGUGUGAUUUUGUUAUUGUACAGAAAUUAUGUAACUAAUAAAGUUUAACAUCAGA